GGGGGGCUCUCUGGAGAGGGGUGACAGGGAGCAGGGGGACUCGGGAAGCAGAGGGUUGUGUGGGGCUCUGUGGGGUGGGAGCGGGGACAGGGCUUUGGGCACAGGGUGAGGGGUUGUGAUGGACAGAGCCAGAUGCAGCCCGUGGGUGGUGGUGGGUUUUUUUUUGCUAUAUUUAGCCCCCCAGGAAGCCCCAUCUAGAUUUAAUGCCAACCGGGGAGUGCCCACCGCCGCCCCACCCCCCACCCCCACCCCGUUCCAUCUGUCUGUCCCCACAACCUUCCACCUGGCUAUGUCCGUCCAUCUGUCCCUCUCUUGCAGGGUUUGCCCAGGACUGAGCCGCUCCCCCCACCAUGGGGCUGCCCCUCCGCACCCUGCUGCUCCUGCUCCUCCUGUGCCCGGCGGGUGCCCCCUUCCGGAUCUGCGCCUUCAACCUGCAGCGCUUCGCCAGCCCCAAAGCCGCCACAGCCGCCGUCAUGGACACGCUGGUCAAGAUUGUCUCUCGCUGUGACAUUGCGGUGCUGCAAGAGGUGAUGGAUGCCAAGGGCCAGGCCGUGCCUGCGCUGAUCAGCGCCCUGCACAGGUCUGCAGGCCCUGACUCCUACACAGCCCUGGGCAGCCCGCUGCUGGGAGCCAGGAAUUACCAGGAGCGCUACGUCUUCGUGUACCGGUCCGGCCGCACCCAGGUCCUCGACUCCUACGUGUACCUGGACGAGAACCCCGACAGACCGGAUGCCUUCGCCCGCGAACCCUUUGUUGUGCACUUCAGCCUGCCCAGCAAAGUCCUCCCCACCCUGGUGCUUGUCCCCCAGCACACCGUGCCCAAGAAGGCCGAGGCGGAGAUCGAUGCACUCUACGAUGUCUUCCUGGAUGUCCAGGCCCGUUGGGGGACGGAGGACAUCAUGUUCCUGGGGGACUUUAACGCCGACUGCGGUUACGUGGCCAAGAAGCGCUGGGGCCAGAUCCAGCUGCGGCGCGAGCCUGGCUUCCACUGGCUAAUCGGAGACACCGCCGACACCACUGUGCGGAACAGCACACGCUGCGCCUAUGACAGGAUUGUGGUGCAUGGGGAGCGCUGCCUGGGGCUGGUGGUGCCCGGCUCAGCCCAGCCCUUUGACUUCCCUGCCAUGUUCGGGCUCACGAAGACCGAGGCGCUGAAGGUCAGUGACCAUUACCCGGUGGAGGUGCUGCUGGAACUGAACGCAGCCCCGAGGGGGCACUGCCCAGCCGGCCCAGCACUGCUGCCCCUGGCCAUGCUGCUGGCCAGGCUGGGGGGCUGGCUCUGACCUCCCUGCUCAGCGCUGCCGGGUGCACAGACCGAGGGGGACGCUUGACCGAGGGGCUGGAGUCUAAACCCACCUGCAGGACUCUCCGAUCAGCAAAGGCCUUUACUCAGAUGCCUGGGUUCCCCCCGGAAGAUACAGAAACCUCUCAUCUCACACCUGACAAACUCACUGCAGCAAAUACAGGGCUGGCAGCCUUCCCAGGUGCGAGGCCAGGGGAGGUUACGGACCAGCUGGAGUCCAUCCCCCCAGGUCCUGGGCCUGGCUGCCUGGAGUGUUCGGCUGGAGGGGGCUGGCCUACACACCCCUGGGUGGGGGGCAGGUUCAAACCCUGCCGGAGGGGGUGGGUUGUUUUUUUUAAGUGACAGAGCAACUAAGCUCCUCCAUAAAAACAAGGAGGAGUCCAGUGGCACCUUAAAGACUAACAUUUAUCUGGGCAUCAGCUUUUGUGGGUAAAAACCCCACUUCUUCAGAGGCAUCGUUGUUUUUGUGGCUACACACUGACACCGCUACCCCGAUACUAAACCCCUCCAUGAACUUCCA
This is a messenger RNA of Gopherus flavomarginatus (Mexican gopher tortoise), 1823 nucleotides long. RefSeq names its product deoxyribonuclease 1 like 1 (gene DNASE1L1). Gene Ontology annotation, biological process: DNA catabolic process. The transcript is spliced from 8 exons. The record is from RefSeq and is a predicted model, not a curated record. Gene Ontology annotation, molecular function: DNA nuclease activity. Gene Ontology annotation, cellular component: nucleus. The coding region runs from base 351 to 1283 and encodes 310 amino acids. NCBI's taxonomy places the organism in Eukaryota, Metazoa, Chordata, Testudines, Testudinidae.